AUGGCGCCGCCUAACGAGCCGAAGCCCACGCCCAACACGGCAUCGUCAUCGGCGUCGCCGUGCCUCUUCUCGCUGCGGGACGGCGAGCUCACCGUCGGCGGCGGUGGCAACGACGGCAGCAAGGCCGCCGCCGCGCUCCUCACGGGCGUGCCGGGGAACGUCACGCUCACCCCGUUCGCCGAGGCCUUCGACCCGACCACCAAGGCGGCGUCGGACGCGCCGGAGGAGCUGGCAAGGCAGGCCGCGUCGAACGCGCACCGCGGCGCGUUCCUGGGCUUCGCGCUGCCCGCGGCGGCGAGCCGCGCGCCGUGCAGCGUGGGGCGCCUGCCCGGCCCGCGGCGGUUCCUCAGCGUGUUCCGGUUCAACACGUGCUGGAGCACGGCGUGGGCGGGGCGGCGCGGCCGGGACAGCCAGAUGGAGACGCAGUGGGUGCUCCUCGAGGUGCAAGAGCUCGCCGGCGCCGCCGGCGCGGGGUACGUGUUCGUUCUCCCACUCGUGCAGGGGAGCUUCCGGUCGGCCAUCUUCCCUGAGGAGGACGACGGCGUCGUCAUCUGCGCCGAGAGCGGGUCUGCCUCCGUGACGGCCACGGACUUCCACCGCAUCGCCUACGUGCACGCCGGCGACGACCCCUACAGGGUCAUGCAGGAAGCCUACCUCGCGGCCAGGGUGCACCUCGGCACGUUCAGGUUAAUCCAGGAGAAGGCGUUGCCGCCGAUGGCCGACCGGUUCGGGUGGUGCACGUGGGACGCCUUCUACCUCACCGUCGACCCGGCGGGAGUCUGGCAGGGCGUGUCAGAGUUCGCCGACGCCGGCGUGCCCCCGCGGUUCCUCGUCAUCGACGACGGAUGGCAGAGCCUGAACCGCGACGAUGACCCGCCGCACCAGGACGCGCCGGGACUCGUGCUCGGCGGCGAACAGAUGACCGCGCGCCUGUACCGCUUCGACGAGUGCCCGCGCUUCCGCGGGUACAGGGAGGGCGCCCUGAUCCGCCGCCCGCCGGAACUGUUCUACGACGCGAGCAUGCCCAAGGCCAUCGUGCGCAAGGCCAGGGAGAUCGAGAACGCCGGGAAGGCGAAGAAGAAGGCGGCGCAGGGUGGCGCCACCGAUCUCUCCAGCUUUGACGCCAAGAUCGCGCAGCGCCUGCGACGGCCACGGCGAAUUGCGCUUGAAGGCGUUCCUGAAGGACAUGAGGCGCAGGCGCUGUGCGGCGCGUGGGGCGGGGUGCGCCCCGGAGCGACGCACCUGGACGCGCGAGUCGUGCCGGCGCGGCCGUCGCCAGGGCUGGCAGGCACCAUGGACGACCUCGCCGUGGACCGCAUCCUCGAGGGCGGGAUCGGGCUGGUGCGCCCCGACCAGGCCGGCGACCUCUACGAGUCAAUGCACUCGUACCUCGCCAGCGCGGGCGUCACCGGCGUCAAAGUCGACGUCGUGCAGAUGCUGGAGUACGUCUGCGAGGAGCACGGCGGGCGCGUUGAGGUCGCCAAAGCCUACUACGACGACCUGUCCAGUGCCGGAGUGAAGGAAGAACCGGAGCAGGGAGGCGUAGCCCACGCCCACGGCGGCGGAGGAUCACACGAAGAAGCCACGGCGGCCGAGCAGGCAAGCCAAGCCUUGGAGCGGCCGCGGAUCACCAUCAGCGUCGACGUGAGCCUGCUCCACUGCGCCGUCGCCGAGUGCCACCGCCCCCUCAAGCCUCCCGUAGUCAAGUGCGAGGCCGGGCACCUGCUGUGCGGCGCCUGCCUCGAUGGGGGCCACUGCCGCAAGUGCGACCGCGCCACCGCCUUCGCCCACUGCGGGCCGGAGCUGGACCUAUUCGUCGGCGACGCCAGGGUGCCGUGCCCGUUCAAGUCCUACGGCUGCGGCGCCUCCGUCGCGUACCACGCGACUGCCGCGCACCAGGACGCGUGCGCCUACGCGCCCUGCCACUGCUGUUGA
Molecule: messenger RNA, 1935 nt
Organism: Miscanthus lutarioriparius
Lineage: Eukaryota; Viridiplantae; Streptophyta; Magnoliopsida; Poales; Poaceae
Source: the annotation of a GenBank genome assembly